UUAGACUGUUUUAGCCUAUAGAGUGGGACCGUGGAAGUUGGUCGGGAUGAAACCAUAAAUACUGAUGUAGCGAGCUUUUUUCUGCUGUAGCAACUAGCAAGGUGAAAUACAGCGUGUGUGAUCCUCACUCUCUCUCUCUCAGAUUCUCUCACGUACAAAUGUCGUUUUCUCCGGCCGGCGAGUCACCGCUCCCCUCCGAGCUAGCCCCCGCUUCCAUGUUUGAUUCUGGUAGUCAUGUAUCCCAGCCUGUUCGUUUCGUUUUGGUUUAUACUUUCUAGUUUUUUCCGAUUUAGGGUUUUACAGCUUGGUUGUAAGGCCAUUUUCACUAUUCUGAUCGUCGUUCUGUUCUUUUUCCGAUCUCCGGUAGGCUCUGGAUCUGAGACCGGAAGUGGCACUCACGGUGGUUGUAAGGCCGCCGCCACCGGCUCUCCGUCCGGUUCUGCCUCUCACGGCAUCACCGUCUCGGAGGCCCAUAUUAACUCACAGGCCCAGAUUGACCCUCAGGUCUCCACUGACUGCACUCUGCCCGCUACUCCCUCAGCUCUGUUUUGGGGUAUGCGAUUUGCCGACAUUGUGGCUUGACUGGGUUCCUUAAUGAUGAGGCCUUCGAAGCGCACUUAAGGGAAAAUGAAGAAGAAGAAGCACAUGUGAUCGUGGAGGAAGAGCAGGCGGUGAAUGGAGAAGAAGUGGUGGGUGGUGAUUUUCUGGUGGAGGAAGCGGUGAAUGAAGAUGAUGAGGUGGU
Molecule: messenger RNA, 742 nt
Organism: Fragaria vesca subsp. vesca
Lineage: Eukaryota; Viridiplantae; Streptophyta; Magnoliopsida; Rosales; Rosaceae
Exons: 2
Coding region: 235-582 (115 amino acids)
Source: RefSeq, a predicted model, not a curated record